This is a messenger RNA of Selaginella moellendorffii, 1536 nucleotides long. Its product is annotated as pentatricopeptide repeat-containing protein At4g02750-like. The record is from RefSeq and is a predicted model, not a curated record. NCBI's taxonomy places the organism in Eukaryota, Viridiplantae, Streptophyta, Lycopodiopsida, Selaginellales, Selaginellaceae. The coding region runs from base 1 to 1536 and encodes 511 amino acids. The transcript has a single exon. Gene Ontology annotation, biological process: RNA modification. Gene Ontology annotation, molecular function: protein binding; RNA binding.
AUGCCCGAGAGAAAUCCCGAGUCGUGGAACGCAAUGCUCACUGCGUAUUGCAAAGCUGGGAACUGGCAGGUCGCGAAGGAUGUCUUUGACCGAAUGCCGCGGUGGGAUCUUAUGGCACUAAACACUAUGCUUGCAGCGUUUGCCCAGAACGGGCAUUUGUAUGAUGCUCAACUUUUAUUUAUGGCCAUGGCCGAGAAAAAUCUGAUCACCUGGACGGUAGUGGUGGUCGGAUUUUCUCACAAGUGUAGUCUUGAGAAAGUAAGUGCGUUGUUUAAGUGCAUGCCUGAGCACGACGUUGCUUGCUUAAAUGCCAUGAUCACUGCAUAUGCCCAGAACGGGCAUUUGGAAAAGGCUGAACUCUUGUUCCACGGGAUGGCCGAGCGAGACGUGAUCUCAUGGACCGCGCUGCUUGCCGGGCUCUCGCAAAACGGCCUCUCUCGCAAGUCCGAGCUCGUCUUCGCGUCCAUGCCCGAGUGGGACACCGUUUCGUGGACUGCGAUGCUGGACGUGUACAUUCAAGCCGGGGAGCUCGACAACGCCAGGAAGAUCUUCCACGAGAUGAAGGAAAAAAACCAUUUUGCGUGGAACUCAAUGCUAGCCGGGUGUGCGCAGUAUGGAUCUCUAAAGGAGACGAGAGAACUCUACGAGAGAAUGCCGGAGCGAGACGUGAUCUCUUGGACCGCGAUGCUCACCGCGUAUGCCCGAGCGGGGAUGAUAGAGCAGUGUAAGCACUUGUUUGACACAAUGCCGUGCUGGAGCUUGGUUUCGUGGUCAGCCAUGCUCACUGCAUACGCGCAGCACGAUCUUGUGGACGAAGCUCGGGAUCUUCUUGCAAGAAUGCCGGAGCUCAGCGUCGUCCCGGUGUCCGCCAUGAUCUCGGCGUAUGCCCGGAGCGGCGAGCUCGGCGAGGCCUUGAGCCUGUUCUACGCGAUGCCACAGUGGGAUACCGCGGCGUGGAACACUCUCCUCUCGGCCUACGCUCACAAGGGCCUCCUCAAGCACGCGAAAGAAGUCUUUCACAGCAUCCCAGCCCGCGACUCCAUCUCGUGGAACGCGAUCAUCGCGGCGUGCUCGCAAAAGGGCGAGCCGCGCGAUGCGCUGGAGCUGUUCCACGAGAUGCAACGCGAGGGGCUCCAGCCGGACGAGGCCACCUUCGUGUGCGUCAUGGUGGGAUGCAGCUACGGCGGCGUGUUUGAUCGCGGGAAGAGAUGCUUUGUGUCCAUGGUGAUGGAUCACGGCGUGACGCCGACGAGGCAGAGCUACUCGUGCGUAGCGGACGUGCUGUGCCGCGCGGGACACCUGAGUGACGCGCGGGAUCUCGUCGCCAACAUGCCGUUCCUCCCGGAGCUCGUCGAGUGGAGGCGCUUGCUCGCGGCGGCGUGCUCGGCGUCGAGCCAUGGCUGCGAGAAGAGCAUGGUCGAGCUUGGAAGAAAUGCCGCUGACAAUGCCGUGAAGCUGGACGCGCGGCACGGUGCCGCCUAUGUUCUUCUCUCAAACAUCUACGAGAAGGCGGACCUCCACUCUUACAAACAGUGA